Messenger RNA from Ricinus communis (castor bean), 1545 nucleotides. Its product is annotated as NADPH-dependent aldo-keto reductase, chloroplastic. The transcript is spliced from 8 exons. NCBI's taxonomy places the organism in Eukaryota, Viridiplantae, Streptophyta, Magnoliopsida, Malpighiales, Euphorbiaceae. Gene Ontology annotation, cellular component: cytosol. Gene Ontology annotation, molecular function: aldose reductase (NADPH) activity. Bases 216 to 1166 code for a protein of 316 amino acids. The record is from RefSeq and is a predicted model, not a curated record.
AUAUAUGAUUAUGCGGCCCAAAUCAGGUAAGCCAAUCACUUGUUGCCAAUUGCCAAAAGCGUAGAGCAGCGCCGGUCAAAAAGGACGUCGAGAAAGAGUUUUCGAGUUAAAGCUGGCGCUACGUAACUGAAUAGAUCAGGCAAUCGUCACAUUUUCAAGACUCUUCAAACAGAAACAGAUCCCGCCCUAUAAGAUUCCAGACGACCACAAAGAAAAUGGCGAAAGCAAUUAGAUUCUUUGAGUUGAACACAGGAGCCAAGAUACCUUUUGUUGGGCUUGGCACUUGGCAGGCUGAACCUGGUGUUGUUGGUCAGGCUGUUAGUACUGCCAUUAAGCAGGCUGGAUAUAGACACAUUGAUUGUGCUUCAGUUUAUGGCAACGAGAAGGAGAUUGGCAGCUCGUUGAAGAAACUGUUUGCUGAUGGGGUAGUGAAACGUGAGGAUUUGUGGGUCACCUCCAAACUUUGGUGCACUGAUCAUGCUCCGGAAGAUGUCCCCCAGGCAUUGGACAGAACUUUGCGGGAAUUGCAACUUGAUUAUGUAGACUUAUAUCUGAUCCACUGGCCGGUCAGCAUGAAGAAGGCUUCAGUUGGAUUUAAGGCUGAGAAUCUGACACGCCCUGACAUUCCCAGCACAUGGAGGGCAAUGGAAGCACUGUAUGAUUCUGGCAAGGCUAGAGCUAUUGGAGUUAGUAAUUUCAGUGCAAAGAAGCUAGAAGAUCUGCUAGCAGUUGCUCGUGUUCCUCCUGCUGUUGACCAAGUGGAGUGUCACCCUGUAUGGCAGCAGCAAAAGCUUCAUGAAUUUUGUAAAUCCAAGGGAAUUCACUUAUCUGGUUAUUCGCCACUAGGUUCCCCAGGAACAGGAAGUAUAAAGACUCAGGUUCUCAAGAAUCCAAUUCUUAAUAUGGCUGCUGAGAAAUUAGGCAAGUCUCCUGCACAAGUGGCUCUCCGAUGGGGACUGCAAAUGGGUCACAGUGUACUUCCUAAGAGCACAAAUGAAACAAGGAUCAAGGAGAACUUUGAUGUUUUUGACUGGUCUAUACCCGAAGACUCGUUUGCCAAGUUAUCUGAAAUUGAGCAGGUGAGGCUAAUCAGGGGCACUGCUUUUGUUCAUGAGACUUAUGGCUUCUACAAGACAGUGGAAGAACUUUGGGAUGGUGAGCUGUGAGGGCAUAUACUAUCGAAUUUCAAUUAUUAGUCCUGCUUCCAAUGUGCUACUGCAGUAAAUAAGACUGAUAGAUAUAAGCACAGGAAUUUAGGAUAUAAACCAUUAGUUGAGAUUUACCAAAUGCUUAUUUUGAAAUGUGCACACUGAUGUAUGACAAGUUUUUGUCUGCAAUUGCUGCGAGUUACAGUGAACAAUGAGAAAUGAGAAAAAACCCCUUUUAAAAAUGGGAUGAUCUAUAUAUCUAAAUAAGCUGCAAUUGGUUUAUGGUACUCAGACUGGUUGUACAAACCAUAAGCUAAUUGUUGGCGCUGAGUUUUGAGAAAGGUUGUAUUGUAUGUGUCUUAAGGCUAAGAAUCAAUGAAUCUGAUUUAUUCACUAA